Messenger RNA from Aspergillus chevalieri, 918 nucleotides. RefSeq lists its product as uncharacterized. The record is from RefSeq and is a predicted model, not a curated record. The transcript has a single exon. Lineage: Eukaryota; Fungi; Ascomycota; Eurotiomycetes; Eurotiales; Aspergillaceae. Bases 1 to 918 code for a protein of 305 amino acids.
AUGGACACCAGGAACGGCGGUGCCCACUAUAGCAUCAGUCGUGAUGGCAAUACCACCAUUGCAGACGAGAGCGAGGAUGCCACUGCUACUGCACCAGUCACUCAGCUUCCUACUCCGCCCGCUACUUCGCCCGUUCAUACUGAGUCCACUCGCCGUUAUACCCCAAAGCUGCCUCGUCACAACCGUGUCGCCUCUGCUGGCCUUCGUAUCACCAUUCCUAACGACAGCGAUUAUUACGCUUAUGCUCUUUGUCGCCCACUUCCAGAGUCCAAGGAUCCUAUGGCCUACAUGACUCCUGUUGGCUAUGGUUACACUGUUUUCGCGUCCACGGGUCAGAUGUUAUACCUGUUCAUCCCGGGACCUAAGCUCCCACACCAAGUUUCUCGGUACUCUGUUCCUCCUGAUGGCUCUAUUCGUCCAAUCGUCGCCCCUAUGGACUCAGUGUCCCCUCUUUCUCUACCGGGACCUAUGCUUCCACACUCAGGUUCUCAUGCCGGUUCUAUGCUUCCCGUUGGAUCUACGCUUUGUACAAGAGAGAACACGUCAUUUAUACCCGUGUCAACCAUUUCACAGGGUAUCGUGCAGGGCUCCGCACUAUUGAUGGCGAUGUCGAACUUCCCGCAAGCUCCAUUUGGCGCUUCGAACGUUUUCAUUUUUGCGCAAUACGAGGCGGCUCCUCCGGCUCAGCGUCCUUCGUCUUCUUCUCAACGGCAACCGAACGAACACCACACCCCCCUCAAACAGCGAGCAUUUGAAACCCAACGAACUGCUCUAAAGCGAAAAUUCGGCUUUGCUGAGCAUAUAGUACCGCCGAGCUUUAUGACAAACUCCGAUAAAAAUGGCAGAUGGGACAUUGAUUAUUACAGCAGGUGGUAUCCCUUGAUCGCGUCGAAAAACAAAAGACCGUGUCUUCGAUAG